UUUGCAUUUUUGUGCUUCUCUUUUGCAGUCAUUUUCUCUCAUUUCAAAGACAUCUCCUGUUCACUUCCGAAUUUAUUAAAACAUGACUGAAUCUCCUCUACUGAAUAUUCCCUCCUCAAACCAGAGUGAAAAUCAGAGCAACUCAACUAUUUGCCCAGACUUGGAACACUGGUGGGACAUCGUGUACUAUAUAGUACCCAAGUACCUCAACACUGUCUGUGUUUUUGGCAUGCUUGGAAAUGUGCUUGUUCUCUUCAUUUAUUCACUGCACAAAGGCCCCCUGAAGAUAGCUGAAAUCUACCUUAUGAACCUAGCUGUUGCUGAUCUUGUCUUCCUGGUGUGCCUCCCUUUCUGGGCAGAGAACAUUGCUAAUGAGUUUAACUGGCCGUUUGGCACCUUCCUGUGCAGCAGCAUCAGCGCCUCCAUCACCCUGAACAUGUACACCAGCAUCUACUUGCUCGUGGCCGUCAGCGUGGAUCGCUACUUGACUUUUGUCCAUACCUUGAACCACAGAGAGAUAUGGAGCAAAACUAUGACCAAAAGGAUCUGCUUGCUCAUCUGGUUCUUUUGCAUCCUUCUGAGCAUCCCAGCUUUCAUGUUCCGGACAGUGAAAGACUUUCCCCAGUGGAAUAUUACAGCAUGCACUAUGGACUUCCCCACCCCCUGGUGGGAAACAGCUGAAAACCUGGUGCUCAACGUGGUGGGGUUUCUGCUACCAUCCACAGCAAUCACCUUCCUCAAUUUCUCCACCAUUCGGUCCCUACGAAAAACAGCAAGGGAACGAAAAGCGCUCGGAGCAAAGGGGUGCAAGUGGCACAAAGGCACCAAGGCAACCAGGCUGAUCUUCACUGUGGUACUGAUGUUCCUUUUCUGCUGGACUCCUCACCAUUUUUUUGUGUUCCUUGAUAUGUUAUACCGUAGAGAAGUGAUCAAAGGCUGCUUCUGGGAGGAAUUUAUCAACUUUGGGGAGCAGUUUUCUUUCAUGCUGGCUACCACCAACAGCUGCAUUAAUCCUGUGAUUUAUGUCUUUGUUGGGAAAUACUUCAGGCAAAAGGCUUUACAAGUUUUUUCACAGUUUAUUCCCUGUGGAUUUCCUUUGAGAUGGGCAUCUUUCAAAGAAAUGUCUUCAAAUUUCAAAGUGUUUCCAGUCAAGAGUAGUUUAACAUAA
Catharus ustulatus (Swainson's thrush) is the source of this 1168-nucleotide messenger RNA. It is a transcript of the gene BDKRB1, whose product is annotated as bradykinin receptor B1. The transcript has a single exon. Gene Ontology annotation, cellular component: membrane. The record is from RefSeq and is a predicted model, not a curated record. NCBI's taxonomy places the organism in Eukaryota, Metazoa, Chordata, Aves, Passeriformes, Turdidae. Gene Ontology annotation, molecular function: bradykinin receptor activity. The coding region runs from base 83 to 1168 and encodes 361 amino acids. Gene Ontology annotation, biological process: inflammatory response; G protein-coupled receptor signaling pathway; neutrophil chemotaxis.